Messenger RNA from Hippopotamus amphibius kiboko, 2988 nucleotides. RefSeq names its product schlafen family member 14 (gene SLFN14). Gene Ontology annotation, molecular function: RNA endonuclease activity; ribosome binding. The coding region runs from base 1 to 2790 and encodes 929 amino acids. NCBI's taxonomy places the organism in Eukaryota, Metazoa, Chordata, Mammalia, Artiodactyla, Hippopotamidae. Gene Ontology annotation, biological process: rRNA catabolic process; mRNA catabolic process. The record is from RefSeq and is a predicted model, not a curated record. The transcript is spliced from 5 exons.
AUGGGUUCCCUUCUUCUUGAGGAAGAAUUUUGGUUUGGAAGGGCUGCUGAGAUGGAGAAUCUUCAGAUGGAUACGGAAGUGCUCUAUCCUGAGAUAACUGUGGAAGUGGGCAGAGUCACUCUCGGAGAGGAAAACAGGAAGAAGAUGACCAGUAGCUAUCUGAAAAGAACUGAGAAUUCUAAAAUCAUCCAAGCGACAUGUGCACUGUUAAAUUCUGGAGGGGGUGUGAUCAAAGCAGAGACUGAUGAUAAAAACUACAGUUACCGAUGCCACGGGCUGGGACAGGAUCUGGAAACUUCUUUUCAAAAGCUCCUUCCUUCAGGUUCACAGAAAUACCUUGACUACAUGCAGCGGGGGCACAAUCUUAUGAUUUUUGUGAAGUCAUGGAGCCCAGAUGUUUUCAGCCUCCCCCUAAGGAUUUGCAGCUUGCGCUCCAAUUUAUAUCAGAGAGCUGUAACUUCCACCAUCAACUUGAGUGCCAGCAGUGCCCUGGAGCUCCUGCGAGAGAAGCAGUCUAGAGCCCAAAGAGGAAGAUCAAAGGUGCAGGAGCUGCAUUCUCAGAAAACUCUUGACAAAUACAUUCAGGAAGAGGAGGAUAUGAGGAUGUGUGCCUCAGAAUUUGUUAAAAAGGAUAAACUCAUGUAUAAGGAGAAACUCGACUUCAGUGAGUCCACACACGUCGAGUUUAAGAGGUUCACCACCAAAAAGAUCAUCCCUCGGAUUAAAGAAACGCUGUCUCAUUAUGUUUCUGCCUUUGCCAACACCCAUGGGGGAUACCUAAUUAUCGGGGUGGAUGAUAAGAGCAAAGAAGUGUUUGGAUGUAAGAGAGAAAAAGUGAACCCUGAAGUCUUAAAAAAAGAAAUAGAAAACUGCGUAGAAAAAUUGCCCACGUUCCACUUCUGCUGUGAGAAGCCAAAAGUCAAUUUCACUACCAAAAUCUUGAAUGUGUACCAAAAAGAUGUCCUGUAUGGUUAUGUCUGUGUGGUACACGUGGAGCCCUUCUGCUGUGUAGUAUUCACAGAGGCCCCGGAUUCCUGGGUCAUCAGGGACAAUUCUGUCACAAGGCUGACGGCUGAGCAGUGGGUAGCCAUGAUGGUGGAUAUUCAAUCAGCUCCUUCCAGUUUGGCCGCAGACCACAGCCUUCACCUGAUUUCACCAGCUUCAUCUACACUAAGAAGCCCGUCAUACCCCAUCAAAGUCCUGGAAUUUAAGGGGGCUCUACAGCAACGCUUGUUUCCAGUGACACGGGAAGAGAUACAAUUUAAACCAGAAUCCCUCUGUAAGAAGCUCUUCUCAGAUCAUAAAGGACUGGAGGAAUUAAUGAAGACACAGAUAUAUCCUUAUUCUCAGGGCUUUGUGAUAUUUUCCAGAAGCUGGGCUAGUGAUGUUGGCUUAAGGAAGGAGCAGAAUGUCCUGUGUGAUGCUCUCCUAAUAGCAGUGAACAGCCCCCUGGUACUCUAUACAAUCUUAACAGACCCCACGUGGACUGGGGGGCUUAUGUACGCCUGGAACACUGCUCAUCAGUUAAAGCAGAAACUGGGAACUCUCGGUGGUUACACAGGGAAAGUGUGUGUUAUCCCGAGGCUGAUAUACAUGCCCAGCACACAGUGUAGACCUGGUGAAAUCUCUCCGCAUUAUCCCCGAUCCUACAGGCUCGCUGAUGAGGAUGAAAUGCAAGAUUUGUUGCAGGCCCUUAUCGUGGUCUCGCUCUGCUCUCCAUCUCUUCUGAGUGACCAGCUGGGCUAUGAAUUUUUCAAUUUGCUCAUAGCAGAGCAGUGCGAGUUGCUUUCAGAGAGCUUUCAGGAGACACGAGAAUUGUUCCUCCACUGCUUUCCGGGAACCAGGAAGACAGCCCUGGCCAUAAAGGUCAUGGAGAAAAUUAAGGACUUUUUCCACUGCAAGCCCAAAGAGAUCCUCUAUGUUUGUGAAAGUGACGCCUUAAAGGAUUUUGUGACCCAGCAAACCACCUGCCAAGCUAUGACCCGGAAAACCUUCAUGCAGGGGGAGUUCCCAAAGAUCAAACACAUAGUGAUGGAUGAGACUGAGAAUUUCUGCAGUAAAUAUGGUGACUGGUACAUGAAGGCCAAGAGCAUCACCCACCCAAAGGUGAGGGGUGCUGGAAGUGAAAAUCUUCACCACGGGAUUCUCUGGCUUUUUCUGGACCCUUUCCAAGUCCAUCACUCAGCUACCAAUGGCCUUCCCCCUCCAUCUGCUCAGUUUCCUCGAAAAACAAUCACCAGCGGGAUCCACUGUGCUCUGGAAAUAGCGAUGCUGAUGAAAGAAGAAAUGAAAAGGAUCAAAGAAAAUCCUCACCCCAACGUGUCUCCAGACACAUUGGCAUCGUUCAGGGAAGCUGCCUAUGAGGAAGCAAUGUGUGCCCAGGCUCUGCCUGGGGUGUGUGAGACAGAGACGAACCUGACCACAGAAGAAAUUGCGAAAUACGUGGCAGAAAGAUGUCACAACCUGUUCCAAUGUGGCUACCUGCCCAAAGAUAUAGCAAUUCUGUGCAGGAGAGGGGAGGACAGAGGACGCUAUGAGCUUGCACUGCUAAGAGCGAUGGAAUUAUUUGAGACCCACGGAGCCACAAAGGUUGUGUUCAGCCAGGCCUCUGGUGUUUUGGAUGGUCACAUCGUUUUAGACAGUAUUCAGCAGUUUUCAGGCCUGGAGAGGAAUAUUGUGUUUGGGCUUAGUCCAGAAUAUGCCCUGUCAGAGGAAGCUCAUAAGCUCUGUUUUGCCUCGAGAGCCAUCAAACACCUCUACCUGAUUUAUGAAAAGAGGGCUACCUUCUGAAAAUUAUUUCAAACAGUACAGGAAGGGAGAAGGAGCAGAGUCCCUGCUCCCAGCAGGUGGCAGCUACUCCUUUUCAUGUGUUACAAGUGGAGAAAUCGAGGCACAGUCAGCAUAGCGUGGAGCCACAGAAAUGUCUCUUGGGACUGGGCCUUCCAGUCUAUUUGCAGUGUCACUGUCCUUUUCCCAUGCCACCUCCUC